AUGCGUGCAACAGACCGUCUCGAAAUCCUGCUGCAGUUCCUGCGCAAGAAGGAGGCUGCAAUGCCCUGCACCCUUCCUUCCAUCCAGAAGUUGAUCGGCAUUACGAAUGAGGCUUUGGACACUGCGAACUCCUCCGAUGCCGCUUCUCCUGAUCCAAGAGCAGUGCAGGCAGUUCUGAAGAGGCUGCCGGUGGCUGCGUUGCUAGGUGAGUUCUUCACUUCUGACUUCGAUCCAAAAGUUCGGGUCUGCUUGCAGCAAGAGCUUUCGAACCUGCGCGCACAGUGUGCCGCGAUGCUCCCGCAUUCUGAUCCUUAG
Messenger RNA from Symbiodinium sp. CCMP2456, 315 nucleotides. The record is from the annotation of a GenBank genome assembly. Lineage: Eukaryota; Dinophyceae; Suessiales; Symbiodiniaceae.